AAUUCAUUACAUAAACCAUGUCUCUUGCAUCUACUGUAUCGCAAGAUGUUUCACAACCGAUAGAACCAUUUUUAAAGAAACUUUUACAAUCAUUAGAUAAUCAAUACCCUUCUCAUUUCCCAAAUGUUGAAUCUUAUGCUACACAAUUUGCCAAACAAAUGAAGCCACAGGCGGCUGUAAUCAUCAAUGGUAAACCUUUGAUCCCACCAACCCCAGAUUCCAAGUUAGAAUUCCAAAAAAAAUGGCUUGAAACUCCGCAAACAAGUCAUCAAUUACUUUCCUUUGAUUGUCACUUGAUUCCAGGCACUGGUACCUUCAUAAUCAACGCUAGUGGGAAAGUGAGGUUUGAUGAGAGUGGCAAAAAUAGAUUAGGGGACUCAUCUGAUCUUAUUAGAGGUCCACAGGUUACAAACUCCAAUAGAAAUAUUUGGGGGUCAUGGUUCGGUUAUAGUCUUACUCUUGUGGUCGAUGAAACAGUAAGAAACAAUGAUGAAUCUGAAAUUAUCAAUAGUUUCAACUACAGAUUUACAUUCAAGCCUCGUGAUUCUGUCGUUCAAAUAUAG
Messenger RNA from [Candida] anglica, 563 nucleotides. Lineage: Eukaryota; Fungi; Ascomycota; Pichiomycetes; Serinales; Debaryomycetaceae. The record is from the annotation of a GenBank genome assembly.